Molecule: messenger RNA, 742 nt
Organism: Haliotis rubra (blacklip abalone)
Lineage: Eukaryota; Metazoa; Mollusca; Gastropoda; Lepetellida; Haliotidae
Exons: 3
Coding region: 183-620 (145 amino acids)
Source: RefSeq, a predicted model, not a curated record
UUCCAGAUACUACAAGGACGUACGCAGCCAGAAUAAUUCAACAUGUUCUUUCUUGAGCCCGUGUCAUGAUUGUAUGAGGAAAUUUCUUCGGUGUUUCGUAUACCGGGUAACAGGUUAACAGUGAUAUGAAGACAACACACUGAGGUGAAAGUAUUGCUGAUAUACUUGCCUAUAGAGUUGAGAUGGAUAAUGAUAUUAUGAUCAUCGUCGCCGCGUGUCUCAUCGCAGUGCUCUCUGCCGCUGCCAUCGUCAUGGGCUGCUGUUUCAUGAAGCGGACCACGCUAGAGACACGGAAGCCUACUGUAUCUACUAGCUUGCCACGGCGGUUGGAGACGAACGCUUACACGAACACGGACACCAGGGAUAAACACAUGCCAUCAUGCAGCCACCACGGACAAGCCAAUCGUACGUCAGGAUCCGGGUAUGACAGGCUGCAUAUAGGGAAAGACAACAUUCUGAAGUUCACCGACAUGGAGCCGGAUUCAGCACAGAUAUACAGCCAUCUGGCCAGACACGAAGCAGACAUGGACUGGGCCGACGUCUAUGAUACGACGUUGCGUCAGCUUGGCAGAAAACGAGCGGAUGGAUCCUACAAUAAAGUAACCAUUCAGGAAAAAUAGACAUGUCUUUGCGAUCACGGGCUUCAUGUGUGAGGUGCAUAAGGUACCGGACCCAUGCAGUAAGACUGUCGAUAACUUCUUCCCGUUCAAUGUAAGAGGUGAAGACUAAAUGAUUGUCCAUU